AUUUAUUCUUCUUGGCUAUCCAUCUUAUAUUGGACUAAGUCAAUCUUCGACAACGUAUGAAAUUACUAAUGGAAAUGCAGUAUAUACUAUGAUAGAGAAUCCAUUUUCAAGUAUUAUUGGUGCUAUGCUGGCGGUAUAUGAUUGGUCUUCAAUUUCAUUAGAUGCAUGGAAUUUUUGGCCACUCACUAUAAUUAGUAUAAUUGGCAGUUUUUUUUUUGUGAUUAUAAUACAAAAUGUAAUAAUUUCAUUCAUGAGCGACGCUUUUUCUGAUGCAUUCAAAGAUAAUAAACGUUUUUUAUACGGUUAUCAAGUUGACUGGAUUUAUGAGUUUGCUAUUCUUAAAAAGUCAUUAGAAUUUAAUGACUUAGAUUCCAAAUUUAAAGAUAAACUAAGAGCAAAAUAUAUCUGCUUUUAUGAUGAUCCGUCUAUUACAAAGAGAGAAUUUAAAUCUUGGCCAGUUGAAAGAUGUGAAUUUAUUUGGAAAAAAGAGAAAAAGGAUAAAGAGGCCCUAAAUUUGACUGAAGAAGAAAUUGAAGAAAUUAAAGAUCAAAAGUAUCGGAACUUUGAAGAUUUAGAAAUGCAGCAAGAUACGGAAUCAUUUCCAUAUUCUCUCAUUUACCA
Messenger RNA from Racocetra persica, 621 nucleotides. The record is from the annotation of a GenBank genome assembly. NCBI's taxonomy places the organism in Eukaryota, Fungi, Glomeromycota, Glomeromycetes, Diversisporales, Gigasporaceae.